AUGGUGAAGAUCAUGUUACCCCCCGCCUCCUUUCAGCAGCCAGCCCUUGGGGACGACUGUGACGAGGGAGGGCACUACUUAAAAGCAGUCGCUCCGGGGGGCGAUCUGGGCAAGGCCCCCGCACGAAACCAGCUUGCUAAGGACCCUUCAGCGUGCACGUUCUGGUGUGCAGUUGCUCUCGGGGCGCUCGCAAAGGGGAACCCGAUCGAAUCGGUGACAAGUUACGCCCAACUGGCAGAAGAAGCGCUUUCCAAUAGCAGGUCCGGUCCCGGAGACGCCGAGGUCGCAAAGGCAUGGGUAAUUCUGGCUAACCUGCACGGCUUCAUGGGAGACAAGGGUUUCGCCGAAAUCGUCAAGUCCAAAGACAUCGCCAACGUGUCCUGUGGAAAAUGGCAAGUGGAGCCAUUCCCUGUCCAAGAAGAAACCGUUUCUCCUCCUCAGGUGUGCGCGCUGGUUGCAUCGAGGGGUCGCUUGGCGAUGCACAUCCUCAAGCCAGAAUAUGUAAUGAGCUGGGUCCUUCUGUAUUUGAAGUGGCAGGUAACUGAUUCACCUACCCUACCCCUCCACUCUCGGCUGUCACGACGCUCUCAGCUAAACGAGGCUGCUACCGAAGUCGAGCUGUAUCGAUACCUUUCUCAAUCCUGCGCAGCGUUUGAGAAGGCGAUCUACACGACAGCGACCGAGCAGAGCGCGAGUGGCACCAACAGCCUGUGCGACUCUGAGCUUCAUGGUAGGCCAGACGUGGUGCCCGCUUCCCUGGAAGACUUAAUGGCUGCUGAUAUCUCCAAGGCUAUGCGGACGUUGUUGGAGGAUGACGGUUUUGUCGAUUUUGGACCGCUUCAAGAAGCCGUGGAUCGGGAGACAUGUGGCCAAGGUGAAGCUGAUCUGACCUUUCAAGGAUUUAUCGAGGCCCGAGCUAUUGCUUGCAAACCCAUCGCGAGGAUCGGAUCAAUCUUCAACGUCUACUUCCCACUUCGACCGGCUCUCACGUUUCCGUACAACCGUUGGUAUACGUCUCAAUCGCAAUUGACUCGCACGUCAAACUGGGGUGCGGUCUCUUCGGUGACAAGAUCAAGCAUUCGCUUGGGGAUCGGCGUCCUUUUCAUCAACGGGUACCACAUGGCACACAUAUUGCUUAUAUGUCUCGCAGCGGCCGGCGGUUCGAAUGACCAGGCGAUGUACGCCAGGAUACGGGUAAUUUUGAAUUAUUUUCGUCCUCCUGGCUCCCAUCCCGUGCCCCCUUUCGUGGAGUGGCGCGGAGUGGGCGCCUUUUGCGAUGAAAUAUCCUGCAGAUCCAUCGAGGGGCUCAUCCCCUGUGGGCACGUGAGACCCUUCUUGGAGCCACCCGUCGACGACAUCGAUGCCGACUUUGGAACAAAGGUCACUGGCAGCAACAUAGACGAGGAUGCUCCUCAUGGCCAUGGAUUCACCCAGCGCGAGAUACUGCCGGCCUUCAACAGCAUACCCGGAAAGAUCAUCGGGACUGCACCCGUGUGGCCUACUGACAGCGGGGUUGAGAGUGACAUCGGGCCCACUCUGGUGCCUACAGCACCACCCACUACUUCGCGGACAUCCUCAAAUCGUGCAUUCUAUCAAUCUGAGGCAGGGCUUCACUCCGUGGGUGUUGCCAGGGGGGUCACCACGCCCGAGCCAUCUGCAUUGGGGUUGUCAGAGAGUAGUGAGCGGGAUUGGAAGCCAGAGGAUACGGAUGAAGUUGAUAUUGCCGAAGAAGAUUGGCUGGAUGUUGCCCAUGCCAUUUCAGAUGCAGCCGAAACCGUGUGAUGGCGGAGAUGACACCGGAGCUCGUCUCUGGUGAGCGAACCGGCUGGCGAAUAGUAUUGGUGGGGGAAUCGUGAGCUCAAUUUCUUCCCCCAGGCGUAUGUGUGGUGUGGUUUGGGCCAGCGGUGAUCUGUGGCAUUUCUAUUUUCUCUGAUGCAAGUAUUAUCGGGAAGUGUUGUCGCAGACGCCGCAACGUUAUUUUUUUCCUCGCUUCUCCACGUCUUUCACCCAUGACAUGUGGGAAUGACUUUAGCGUAAGCCGUAACGUUUUCAUGUAAACUCUUUGGUUGAUGGUAAUGUAGUGCCCGAAACUGCUUUGGCGCUGCUGCUGGCUUUGUGUGCCUCGAGAUCUCUCAUUCCAACUAUGUUUGGUAUAUUUGCGUCAGUGCCCUUUGGCAGGACUGUUUGCCUAGAAUGGGUGUCGGGUGUUUUUCGAGCUCGGGUGCCUUCCCUUUGCACUCGUAGGUCUCUGUUCUUGGGGCAUAUGCAGACAGAGUUGGCAGUUGACAUCACAAGAAUAUGUGCGCGGGUAUGGUGUGGUGAUUGUGAGCCUAUCCUUGUGCAGGAAGUAGAGUAGUGGUGAU
This is a messenger RNA of Ectocarpus sp. CCAP 1310/34, 2363 nucleotides long. The record is from the annotation of a GenBank genome assembly. NCBI's taxonomy places the organism in Eukaryota, Phaeophyceae, Ectocarpales, Ectocarpaceae.